AUGUUUUCAUCAAGAAGGAAAAGUCGUGAUCCAGCUGCUUCUAUUCAAAGUGGUUUUGGUAAUGGUGUUAAUUCCAAUGCACUGGCUGCUGCUUCGGCUAUUGGAAAUGCUUUGAAAACAGGUACACCAAUUCCAAGAUCAAAUAGUUUACAAAAAUCGUCAAGUUUCCAAAGAUCAUCAAGUCUUGUUGGAGGAAGACCAGUUUCAAGGUCAGGUAGUUUAUUAGGAUUACAAGGUCCACCUUCACAGUUCCAACAACAAAAUCAUGGUAAUCCACCUUCAAGAACUCAAUCUUUGACAUCAGGGUCUGUUUAUAAUCAAAAAUUGAAACAAAAAAGAUCAAGUCAAGUUCCUCAACAAUCUGGUCCAAGAAUGAUCAAAAAACAUAUCCCUGGUCCUUAUGGUCUAAUUACAGUAGAAGUACCAGCUGAAGAAGAAAAACCAAAAGGAAAACCUAAAAGACCAUCAUCAUUAACCAAAAAUUAUUCUGAUAGAGGAAGUUUAAGAUCAUAUCAAUCAAAUAAUUCACUAUAUACAAAUUCACAAAACAAAAGAGCAAUAAUAAAUGAGCCUUUAAGAGAAGCUGAUGAGGAAAUUGGUGAUGAUUUUGAACAAAAUGUUCCAUUACAUCCUUCUUCAAGUCAUGAUACUUAUGGAAAUGCUAGAUUUGAUUCAACACCACAAGCUCAACCAUUUGAACAACAAGUUCAACAACAACAAGAACAACAACCACAGAAUUUGACUUUUAUUCAAGAAGAAGAAGAAGUACAACCAGAAACUUUGGUAGCUGAUGACUUGAGUAAUUUGAAAUUAGAAAAGGAACAAGAUGAAUCAAAAAUUGAAAAAGACUUGAAUUCGGAACAAAGUGCUGCUCAAAAUUUGUUGAGUGCCAAAUUGGAGCCAGAAACUGAAGUUAGAUCUUCACCAGCCCCAAGUGAAAUCAGAGACAUCAAAGAAACAAUCACAACUACUGAACCUGAACUACAAACCUUUGAACAAUCUGGUGAUGAGCCACAUCAUUUUAUUGCAGUCCCAGUUGACACGCCAACUGAAAAUUCAGACAUUGAAAAUGAAGUCUUAGAUCAAUACACUGAUGUUGACCCACCAUCUACUGCAAAAUCAACUGAUACUAUCACACCAGCACAAUCAUCAUAUACUACAGCAGAUGAUAGUGACUUUGAUAUUCAAACUGAAAAGGACCCCCAUCAAGAUCCAAAUGUCCAUUCCAUGGCUCAACAAUUACGCCCAACUAUUCCAUCUCUAACAGUCAAUGGUAACCAAGAACAAGAUUCUAGUGAAUUCCCAGCUGCUAAUGGCUUGUCUCAAUCAAACUCCGUUGAUACCGCUGGCAGCUCUUUAUACUCAAAUGAGUUGAAUGACGAAGGUGUUUUGAAUUCUGAUAUUUCAGGUACUCCUGGCAAUGACUUACAAAUACCUGCAAGAUCAACAAAGAGAUCACCAAAUUCAAUUUCACCAAGAAAGUCAGCAUUGAAGAGCAAGUCUGGAUCUACAAUCAAUUUACAAGAUAAUAAUAACUCUUCAAGUCCUGCAAAUGCAGCUUAUUUGUCACUAACAACUGCAGAAAAUACAAGAUUAAAUGCUAUUUCUUCGUCAAAUUUACCGGCUACAAACUUAACAAGAUCAAAUUCAUCAAGACAAUCACUAAAACAAGAGCCUCCAUCUGGUAAUGGAUUUAAAGGUACAUUGAGAUCACAUCCUCCUCAACAACAAAAUCAACAACAAUUCAAUGGUCAAAGACAUUCUCAGUUCCCACAACCUCCACAGCAAAGACAACCUUUUAACCAGCAACGUCCACAACAAAAGGGUUCUAUCCCGGGACAUGCCCAAAAGCGUCCAAACUCAGUUGCAGUUCCACAAUCAAACACAUCUACUAAUAAGCAAUUUGGUAGACCUCAAGCUCCAGUCCAAGGCCAAAGACCACAAUCACAAGUUAUUGGAUCUCAAAAAAGUUUUAGAAACUCACAAAUUGCUCAUCAAAAUCAACAAAAUCAAGGGCCUUCUCAACAAAAAUUACAUUCAAACGCUGCUGCUUUGAAUGCUGCUAUGAAAAAAGCUGAACCUCCAAAGCCACCUCAAUUGAAUAGAACUUCAAGUUUCGAGAAAGAAAGACCACAAGAGCGUAAUGCAGCUUUCAAGAAAAGAUCCUUAAGAGAUCCAUCAAUCAACCAACAUGCCAAUGUUGAAUCUCAACUAGGAUUUUAUAGACAACAAGCAGCUCAACAACAACAACACACCCCAACUAAAACUCAACCUACACAUGCUCAAACACCACCUCAACAUCAUCAAUCAAAUGGAAAUGGAAAUGGAUUCAGUGGAUUCAAAUCAAGAUUCAAUGAUUCAGAUGAUGAUGAUGAUAUUGUUCCAACAUUGAGAAAUCCAAAACAAGGUAAAUCAAAUAAAUUGUCACACGAUUUUGCACCUCCUCCAAAUAAUCCAACAUUAAGAAAUACAAAGAGUCAAUUUACUUUGAGAAGUUCAAGUAAUAGUGCAGUUCAAGGUAACCCAUCGCCAGCCAAGUCUUUACCAGAAAAGAGAAAUACACGUUAUUUCAGUGAAGCUGAUAAAGAAGAAUUAUUUAAUGAACAUUUGAAAAAAGCAGAAGCUAACUUGGAAAAAGAAAAGAAGAAGAGUAAAUUUGGUGGAAAAUUAAAGAAAUUGUUUGGAAGAUCUUGA
Messenger RNA from Hansenula ciferrii, 2694 nucleotides. RefSeq lists its product as uncharacterized. The transcript is spliced from 2 exons. NCBI's taxonomy places the organism in Eukaryota, Fungi, Ascomycota, Saccharomycetes, Phaffomycetales, Wickerhamomycetaceae. Bases 1 to 2694 code for a protein of 897 amino acids. The record is from RefSeq and is a predicted model, not a curated record.